AACAAGCAGCACAGGUCCCGGACUAUAACACCUGCCCAUAGCUGCUGCCAGUCACAGCAAUGUCUCUCCUAGCUUCCGGCGCUUCACCUCUGCACCGGAAGUUAUCACUGCCACUUCAGUCCGAUCCUUGGUGGUUUUUGAAUCAGAGUUGGGUGACUCGGACAUAAAAAAAAGAUAUACAGUGUACUCUACCAGCCCAGGAUCCUGAACAGUACCGCACAUGGUCGUGAGAGACGUCAUCCGCCCCGAAAGAAAACUAGAGAGAGAACUGGAACACAGUGAAUUGCCCCGAUUGUCAGGAGUAUACAUAAAGCGGCCAUUUUGUUGUGGACAGACGUGGCAAAUCCAUCCUACCAGUGGUUAUUCAUACUUCAGUUCCCAAAACCUUCUUUUGUAUAAGUGAUAACUCCCAGAAUCCUCUUCUGUCCAUGGAUGACUACAAUCCUCAGCAUGCCUUCUUUAAUUUCCUGUGUCACUGGGCAGUUGUAGAGGAGCUGUGUGUGACUCGGCUCUGAGCCUCCUGCAGAAGGUACCUCGUAUUUGAUUAGAUCCAUGAAGGCCUGAUUCCAUCUUUAAGGUCUUAAUGAUGGAGAACGGGAAGGGUCUCAUAACUAAGAGAAUAUUAGAUCUCACCUUGGAGAUCAUCUACAUACUUACUGGAGAGGAGUCCACAGUAGUGAAAAAGACAUCAGGAGAGCCAGUCACCCCGAGCAACUGCCCACAUAUGUCAGGAGUAUGGAACAGGACAAUGAGCCCCGUGAUGGAAGCAUCAUCUCUCUCGCUGAUACAUGAAAUUAACAAUGAGCAAAGGAUCCUAGACCUCACCAACAAGAUCAUUUGUCUGCUGACUGGAGAGGUUCCUAUAAGAUGUCAGGAUGUCACUGUCUAUUUCUCCAUGGAGGAGUGGGAGUAUAUAGAAGAACAUCAGGAUGUGUACAAGGACAUCAUGAUGGAGAAUCGCCAGCCUCUCAUAUCACUAGAUGAAUCCAGUUAUGAAAAUUCACCAAAGAGACGUCCCAGCCUUGUGAAUUUUCAGGAUGGUCCAGAUGAAAAUCACAUUGUCUCUCAGGACGAAGGUUUUGUUGGUAUUAAAGUUGAAGUUAUAGAAGGGUUGGAAGAAACUUAUGGGACAGGUGAUCUGCAGUCGGGAAAGAAGAACACCCCUACAAAUUCCAGUAAAGCAGCUGGCGUGACUGUCCAGAAUACUGUGGAGGGAUGUCUUUUUUUAUCUACAGAUUAUGAAAUAGAAGAUAAGAACAAUAUACAAGUUUCCCCAGAAAAUAACAUCUCGUUUAUUUAUCCAGCGUUUCAAAGCUCAGAGCUAUCAUCUGAUGCUUUUUUUUCUGAAAGAUGUAAUAUAAUUCUACCUGGCACACCUCAAAGACAAAAUAAUAUGUUUCCCUGUCCUGAAUGUGGCAAAUGUUUCAGCAAAAAAGUCAAUCUAGUUUCUCAUCUGAAGAGUCAUGUUGCAGAGAAACCAUAUUCCUGCUCUGAGUGUAGUAAAAGUUUCACACAUAAAUCGGUGCUAGUCAGGCACCAGAAAAUUCACUCUGGGGAGAAGCCGUUCGUAUGUUCUGAAUGCUGGAAGUGUUUUGUCCAGAAGUCUGAUCUAAUUUAUCAUCAGAGACUUCAUACAGGAGAGAAACCCUAUCCAUGUCCAGACUGUGGGAAAUGCUUCAGUCAUAGAUCAGUGCUUGUUCGUCAUCACAAAAUUCAUACUGGGGAGAAGCCUCAUGUUUGUCCUCGUUGUGGGAAGUCUUUCAUACAGAAAACUCAUCUGAAGAGACAUCAGAAAAUUCAUGUUCGGGAAAAGCCAUAUCUGUGCUUUGAUUAUGGGAAAGGCUUCAGCAAAAAAGCCGGCCUCGUGGCUCAUCCUCAGACUCACCAGGUUGACUGCACGUUCCCUUACUGUGAUUGUGCAAAAUGUUUCAUUCAGAGAUCUGAACUUUAUCAUCAGAGUCUUCACACAGGCUAAAAACCUGUUUCCGGAUUCUUCACAUGAAACGUGGUGUACAUAAAAAGAUUUCAUAUAGGCUAAUCGCUGCUUCCAGGUUCCUUUAUAUGAAAAAUGUUCUAGAUAUAGAGACUUCAUUUAGGCUGAGCCUGCAAUCAGCUUCUUUUACAUAGGAAAUGUUUUAGAUACAGAUACCUCAUUUAGGCUAAGCUGUACUUCCAGGUGACAUGUUAGACACCUGAGCUGUUGCUCUUGCAUUGUGACUAAUGGCUUAUUUACAUGUACCGACUGAGCAGGCAGUGAUCGGGACAAAACUGUAUCUUUCCAAUCAUUGCCUGCUCAUCAGAGGAGUUGUGAGCCACCUCCACUGUACGGAAUGAGUGAUGGCCAUUGCAGUCACUCAUGCCCAUACAGAUUCUUUGUUUGAAGCAUAUACAAUUAUUUGACCUGAUGAACAAGAGUUUGCUUAUUACAUGGGCCGAUUAUCAGGAUGAGCAUUUACAGUCUUCAUAUACCUUGUGACAGAAUUAGUUUCAUGUUAAAGAAGGUGUAGUAACCAAGGGAACUCUACUUAAAAUACACAACAAACCAAAAUAUUUCUACUGUUGCAGAGAAGAAAAAUAUUGGGUCCUUGUAGAUCAGUAAGAAUCAUUUUAACAGCAAUGCUAUCUUGGAAACUUUCCUAUAAUUUUCAGAUGCCAACAUGAACUCCUGUCUGGGACCACUGAAGCUCUCUGUGGAGCUUCAGAUAACUUCUUUUGAAGUUGGCAUGAAAUUUUUGGUGUAAGCAGAAUUAUUAGUAUUUUCUGAAGGUGCUAAUAUAGGACUUUUACUGUACACUUAAUAGUAGAAUGAGCACUUAAAAUGAUAUAUAUAGGUUUUUAUAUUGUCAAGAUGUGAAGUGAUUUCAACUUGAAGUAGAGAAAAGCGGAUAGCUUACUGGGUGGUACAGUGGUCAAGGUAACCAUACAACACCCGUGCAUGGGGCCUAUUUAGUUUAAGGCUCCUCAGAUGAUGGAUGCUGCUUUUUUGGCCCCUGAGCGAGUUCCAGGCAUCAGACUUGCAGCGUGAGUAUGCAGCAGCUUCCGUCCUGACCUCCCAGCACUGAGGGGGUCACAUAGCAUUAUAUUGAUUUAUGAUACUAUGUAACACUUAGGCUGGUUUUUUGUAAUGCGUUUUGCACUCGCGUGAGAAAAAUCGCGCAUGUUUUGUACCCAAACCCUGG
Messenger RNA from Bufo gargarizans (Asiatic toad), 3179 nucleotides. Its product is annotated as oocyte zinc finger protein XlCOF7.1-like. Bases 584 to 1975 code for a protein of 463 amino acids. Gene Ontology annotation, molecular function: DNA-binding transcription repressor activity, RNA polymerase II-specific. The record is from RefSeq and is a predicted model, not a curated record. Gene Ontology annotation, biological process: negative regulation of transcription by RNA polymerase II. NCBI's taxonomy places the organism in Eukaryota, Metazoa, Chordata, Amphibia, Anura, Bufonidae. The transcript has 7 exons.